Molecule: messenger RNA, 3145 nt
Organism: Drosophila miranda
Lineage: Eukaryota; Metazoa; Arthropoda; Insecta; Diptera; Drosophilidae
Product: myc box-dependent-interacting protein 1-like
Exons: 10
Coding region: 635-2458 (607 amino acids)
Cellular component (GO): plasma membrane; cytoplasm
Molecular function (GO): protein binding; phospholipid binding
Source: RefSeq, a predicted model, not a curated record
UAUUUGUUGUUUUUGAUUGUUAAUUUCAACAAUUUAAACGGUUAACGCAAGUAUGGCACUCCUGUGAUGAUUUAUAUUCAUUGCAAUUGACUAGCUAACGACAAUUCAAGUAAACUGCUACUAGCUAAACAGUAUCGUGCACCGCCUAAAAACAAAAUAGCGGAUCGUGUGAGAGCGAGAGAGAAAACGGUAUUUGUGGCGCUCUUUUGCUCUCUCUCUCUCUGUGGCCCCAACUGUGGCCCCCACUCAUUCUCGUCGCCGUUUGGAGCCAAGUGAAUCUGUCGACUACUGCCGCUCUGUGUGUCCCGUUCCGUCUGCAGCAGCGUCAGGUUUGAAAGAUUCGUUCGUCGUACACACUCGCCUACGUCUACGGGCCAUUUGUUUUUCGAAAAAGGGCGAGGCGAAAAUAAAUACAUAUUUCGGUUUAACAAGUGUGUGGCGCGCGAUUGGCUCGUUUAUUGUUAAUACAGCAGAAACAGGAAAUCUGUUGUCGUCGUCGUUGGGUGUUCACUGUGCAUUUAAAGUUAUCAUAUUUACGUGUGUGGCCGCUGGUGUGCCAGGCCAGUGCAUAUAAAUAUAUCUAAAAUCCAUUUAAUUAUAAAUUAAAAACCCCAUCAACUCAACCACACACUGAAUGUCCGAGAAUAAAGGCAUCAUGCUGGCCAAAUCUGUUCAAAAACACGCUGGACGUGCCAAGGAGAAGAUUCUACAAAACUUGGGAAAAGUGGAUCGGACUGCAGAUGAAAUCUUCGACGACCACUUGAACAACUUCAAUCGCCAACAAAUGAGCGCCAACAGAUUACAGAAGGAAUUAAACAAUUAUAUAAGAUGUGUUCGCGCUGCAAAAACCGCCUCCAAGUCCCUGAUGGAUGCCGUGUGCGAGAUCUACGAGCCACAGUGGAGCGGCUACGAAGCCCUGCAAGCACAGACUGGCGCCUCGGACAGCUUGUGGGCGGACUUUGCACACAAACUGGGGGACCAAGUGCUCAUACCACUCAAUACAUACACCGGACAACUUCCCGAAAUGAAGAAAAAAGUUGAGAAGCGCAACCGAAAGCUAAUUGACUACGAUGGCCAGCGCCAUUCGUUCCAAAAUCUGCAGGCCAAUGCCAGCAAACGCAAAGACGACGUCAAGCUGACCAAGGGACGCGAACAGCUGGAGGAGGCCCGACGCACCUACGAGAUCCUCAACACCGAACUGCACGACGAGCUGCCUGCCCUGUACGACUCGAGAAUACUGUUUCUGGUGACCAACUUGCAGACGCUCUUCGCCACCGAGCAGGUCUUCCACAACGAAACGUCCAAGAUACACUCGGAGCUGGAGGCGAUUGUUGACAAACUGGCCACAGAAUCGCAGCGCGGCUCUAACACGCUCCGCAAACAGACAAGCAAUGCCAUCAAGACGUCGAGUCCAGUGCAGUCGCCGGUUAACAAGCUGAACAACGCCAGCAUCAACAGCACCAACUACCAGAAUCAAAUUACCACAAACGGGGGCUCCAGUCUGGCGAACAGCCCAACAUCCACGAGCUCGUCCCUGCAAGAGCCGAGAUUUGAUUCCAUUUCUUCAACACCAGAACCGACACCGGAGUCGCCGUCGCCGUCGCCGCCGCCAAUUUUAAAACAGCGCAUCAGUAGCACCCCAGUGCCGACGACCACAAGCAGCGCCCAAGCAAUGGACAUUGCCGAGCUAAGCAGUCCGAAUGCCAACACGAAGAUCACAACCACCACACAGACAACGACAGUGACAAAGACAGAGGAACAAAAAGCAGCAGGAGAGGGAGCAGCAGAAUCAGCAGCAGCACCCCUCCAGGUGAACGGUAAUGGCAACAACAAUCAAUCCCCGGCAAGCAGUGCCAGUGCACAGGCAAAGCAGAAGGAAAGCAUCAGCAGCAGCACUGCCAGUGGCGGGGGCGGCAAGCAUCCCAAAGAGCUGCCCACAACAACAACGAAUGCCGAAGCAGCGGCUGAGGCGGCCGCCAAUAACGGCAACUCCAUCGAGGAGCACAAGCAGAAGAAAUUAGGUAAUACAGCGAUAGGAAUCACCACUACUACUACCACCAAGCACUUAGUUACAUCAACAGAUACAGAUAAAGAUACAGAUACCGUUACAAAUACAAGUACAAGUACAGUCAGCAAUCAGAUCAGUAGGCAAUUAGUUCAUAGACAAACCGUUAAUAAUGCUAAUAAGAAUCCGUUCGAAGAGGACGAUGAGUGCAUCUACGAGGUUCCCAAUGAUGCCAACACGGCUGAUUUACCGGCCGGCGUGCUCUACCGAGUGAAGGCCACCUACGGCUACGUGAAGGAGGAUGUGGACGAGCUGAGCUUCGAAAUUGGGGACACCAUUCGCGUGAUCGAGUACGAUGAUCCCGAGGAUCAGGAGGAGGGCUGGCUAAUGGGUCAGAAGGAGGGCACCAGCGAGAAGGGCCUCUUCCCCGCCAACUUCACGCGCCCCAUCUGAGCGGAGGUGGACGACCGGAGCCGGAGCUGAGAACCAAUCCACCAAACAGCCACACAAACUGCAGUCCCCACGCCAUCACACCCCACCCAACAUUUUGUUAAACCAUAAAUGUCUACAAAACGGAAAUCCCAAUCCAAACUUUUGGCCCAACUUUCAUUAUUAAAAUUGUCUUGUUCUGUGAAACGCAUUCUUUCGAUUAGCAAUCCGUCGAUUGUUAGAGCAGUGCUUCCAGUUAUUAUUAAUUAUUAUUGUUGAACGCCAUGGCAGACCACACCACACCACGCUAAGGAAUAUCGAAGCGAUUGGCAUUUUGGCACACACCACAUUUUGAGGACGUUUCAAAUUUUAUUUUCUAGUUUUAUUAGUUUCUAGUUUAUUAGUUUUCUAGUUAUAUUAUUUGUUAAAACUACUAUUGUGCUCAUAAUUAAUGCGAACAAAGUGUAAUAAGUUAAAGGCAACACACACAACAUGGAGGAGAAUAUAACCUUAACCUGAACAUUUUGUAUGUGUAUUUUGCAAAUAUGUAGUACGAGUUUUUUAUAGUCAAUUGUGUGUAUCGUGUAUCUGGAGUGAAUCGGGAUGGCCAGUAGAAAUUCCAGUCUGUUGACUCCAGGACAGGACUUGGAUUUUGAUUUGGAAAUGGAAAUUGUUUUCAGAUAGGAACUUGUAAUUGUAUUUUUUUCUUUA